This is a messenger RNA of Fusarium falciforme, 2061 nucleotides long. RefSeq names its product NACHT domain-containing protein. The record is from RefSeq and is a predicted model, not a curated record. The transcript has 5 exons. The coding region runs from base 1 to 2061 and encodes 686 amino acids. NCBI's taxonomy places the organism in Eukaryota, Fungi, Ascomycota, Sordariomycetes, Hypocreales, Nectriaceae.
AUGAAGGACUUAUCCUCGGCCGUCGGCUUCGCGGCGAAGCUGAAGCCAGAGAUCAGGCUCGCCCAGGCCAUUUCGGAGUUCAACGCUUCUCUCAGCAACAAGAACCAACGCGCCAGAUUCAAGAACUUGCAGUCACAAAGCCCCCCUAGUCCAGACGACAUCAUUAGGCUCACUGAGGAGAUCAACAGGGAUGGCGCUCGAGCUCACCGAUCAUGGAGGCCAUAUGGCACUCGACUUGUGGCCAUCCUGGAACGCAUGCGCCAAUUUGCUCCCAUCGGCGAUGUUCUGGUGGGAGGCUCACAGAACCUCAUUGCUUGCGGUGUCUGGGCCGUGGUUCGCUUGUCUCUUGAGACAUCACUUUCCUUUCUGUCAUACUUCGAAAAUGUCACGAACAUGAUGCUAAGACUGGGGCAAUCCUUGUCCCUUCACAAAGAUUUCGCCAUGUUAUUUCCCAGGUGCUCGACCCUUCAAUCCUACAUGUGCGAGUACACCAUCGUCAUGGUCAACAUCUACAAGAAGAUUGUGCACGAUUGUGCCAAGUCUGCCCUAUCCCAGCUUGCAGCGUCGUUUACAUCCACCUUCGACGCGGUUUUUAAACCGCUGGAGUCAGACCUCACAACCUGGGCCCAGUUAAUCGAGAAACGUGCGACAAUCCUCUUUGCCAAAGCCGAUCUCCAAAGCCAUUCAUCACUCUUGGAGCGAUUCAAUCGACUGCAGGUCACCAUGUCACGAGAGUCCGCAAUUCAACAAAAAGAUACGCGCAAGCAUCAGCUGCUUACCUCUCUGUGCCCGAAUCAAGGCGAGUUCAACCUCAUCUGGCGAAGGGAAAGGAAGAGAGGCACGUCAAGCUGGAUGUAUGAGACAGCUGCGUACAAGAGCUGGCUAUCCUCCAAGGCUGAAUCCGUCCUUUGGCUCAAGGGUAACCUUGGGUCAGGAAAGACGGUAACAAUGGCUGCUGCCGUUGCUCACCUGACCUUGACCGCACCGUCCAUGGAUCCCCAGGGCGCUGUAACUGUGUCAUACUUCUUCUGCCAGAGUGGCAACCCAAAGACCCUAUCUGCCAGCACGUUGCUAGGUAGCAUUGUAGGACAGGCAUUGCAAAAUCCUGCUCUGGAGCCUUCACUCAUGUCAUUCCUCAAGCAACUAGAAACAGUUCCAUAUGCUCACGCAAUGCCUGAAGAGUACAUUGACAUCUUGCUGAAAGCAACACCCUCCAAUUGGAGAGGAAUCUUUGUGCUUGACGGGCUUGAUGAGAUGCCCCAAGAAGAAGUAGACGACAUUUUCGGCCAAUUACACCAUCUGCGAGAGCAUCGAUGGAUGGAGGACAUCUGCCCUAGAUACACCCAAGAGCUGCGAUCAGACGCGGAAAUUCUCGACAUAUUGGGUAACCUACCAAAAGACCUACCGGGAGCGUUCGAAAAAGCGCUGUCGCGGAUGCGCGACGGAAAAUACGGCAGUAAGCUCUUCAAGUUGGUCGCGUCAGCAGAGCCACCUCUAAGCAUGGACGAACUACGCGUGGCGUCCAAUGUCGAACCAGGAAACACCACUUGGGACAACUCAACACUUUCAAGGUCUGGGAAAGCACUCAUUUCGGCUUAUGGAGGCAGCCUGCUGGAUAUUGACGAGGAGGAUUUCCGUGUCAGGUUUAUCCACUACAGUGUGCUUCUACACCUCACGACUCCUUCCUCAGAUGUCAAAACUCAUGCCUUUCACUUUGACCUCGAAGAAGCAGAAAGAGCCCUCGGAGCCGUCUGCGUCACCUACCUGAACUACAGUGUUUUCGAGAACCGAGUAUCGACAGCGCAGAAAGUCUCUUUUGGACAAGUGCCUCACGCGACGGCUGGGUCGGUCAUGUCGUCAGAAGCAUCCCGCAAAGCCUUCAGUCUACUGGCGAAACACAAGCGUCGCCGUGAUCCCAAAGUCGACUUGGAAAGGCUAUCGUACAAAUUGCAGAGCGAAAAGUGGAGGGUGCGUGACGAUGUUCACCUCUUCCUUGACUACGCACGGAACAAAUUCAUUGCCCUGGGGCUCGGUGUCCGAGGCAGCGGCUUGGGCCCUUAG